Thyridium curvatum is the source of this 585-nucleotide messenger RNA. RefSeq lists its product as uncharacterized. The record is from RefSeq and is a predicted model, not a curated record. The transcript has a single exon. NCBI's taxonomy places the organism in Eukaryota, Fungi, Ascomycota, Sordariomycetes, Thyridiales, Thyridiaceae. Bases 1 to 585 code for a protein of 194 amino acids.
AUGGCUCCCUUACCCGCUGCGCUCUCCGAGCUUCCAAACCAGCUGGGGCACCUUUUCCAUCGUGGUAGCGAGCAGGCACAAUCUCUCGCACGCGACGCUGCCGCCCACCUAGCCCCGACAGUCACUCUUCAACUGCCCGACCGCGUCAAGCGCCAGUCCCCCGCGACCGUCACCGUCACGGUGACCGCCGCACCGGCAGGCGGCGGUGGCGGAAGCGGUGCAUCAACUCUAAGCGGCGGCGCCAUCGCAGGCAUCGUCAUCGGCAGCGUCGUCGGUAUCCUUCUCCUCCUCUGGAUCAUCCGGUCCUGCAUGAACAUCGGCGCGCCGCCCCAGGAGCGCGAGAGCUGGUACCACGACGUCGAGCCCACCAGCACGCGCCGCCGGCACAGCGGCAACCACCACCACCACUCGCACUCGCGCCGCGGCUCCGUGGCCGAGGUCCGCACGUCGUCGCGCCCCCCUGUCGUGGUGGUCAGGGACGAUGCUAGGAGGGCGUCCAAGAGCCCGCGUCGGCCCAGCGCGACGUACGCUUAUGAGGAACCGAGCAGGGGGCGGAGCGGGAGGAGGGUAUAUGACUCUUACUGA